CAACAACCCCGCGACAGACGACUCCGCCAGCGAUCUGGAACCCUGUACCUUUACGCUACCAGAGAAACGGCCGUAGUCAUGGCCUCUCCAUUAGAAGGAUGUGUAGCCUCGCUACGCAGUAGUAUGCAACUACUGGAUUCGUCCAUUAACAUAUUGGACGACGGCGUCAGCGACCUUCCUCGGCUGGAAAAAGUACUGCAAACAACACGACACUUUGAACUCAUUUCCGAGUCGGACCUUCAAACGGCGCAAGCAGGACUCCUCUCGGAAAUACGCCCAGAAAUCGACAAUCUUCUCAAGCGUGUAGAGAACUACGUAGACAAACUCGAGCGUCGCGAACAAGCCCUCAUAGCUAAAUGUGACCUGAAUGACGGACGACUUGGACGUGACAGCAAUGGCGGUUCGGGAUCCAGGCCAGCGAGCAGGAGUACGCAGAGAAAUGGAGGCAAGGCUAUCAGUGCGCAACAGGAGUUACGAUUUAAGGCAUUAAAAGCAAAGAAAGACAGACUCAGUUAUGCGGUGGAGACGCUCGAGCUUCAGGCGAAGCAACGAGAGAGGCAGCUGAGGAUGAGUAUGGCAGCGCCACAGCAACUAUAUGAUGACUGAGCCCAUCUGGGCUCUUUCAUAUUAUGUUGAGUGGGUGGUCAUGUAGCAUGCGGAUGCAAGGGAACAGCAUCAUUGUGUUUGGAUGGGCGUUUUGCAAUUGAGAUACCCCUGGCGCAUAUAUAUGACAUACAAUCCAAAUACCGUCGUCCGAG
Molecule: messenger RNA, 758 nt
Organism: Bipolaris sorokiniana ND90Pr
Lineage: Eukaryota; Fungi; Ascomycota; Dothideomycetes; Pleosporales; Pleosporaceae
Exons: 2
Coding region: 79-606 (175 amino acids)
Biological process (GO): attachment of spindle microtubules to kinetochore
Cellular component (GO): spindle microtubule; DASH complex
Source: RefSeq, a predicted model, not a curated record